UUUUAUCAGUUAAAAACCAUGACAUUUAGCGAUGAUUAAUUAAUUCUGCCAGACGAGGUUUGGGGGAACUCACUUGAGUCAUCGCAUCUAGUUUUAAGCGUUUAUAUUAUGUCGAGCGUGCCGUCGCGUUGCUUGCUAACUUGAGCAACGGCACAAAGCUAAAAUCUAUAUUUGGAUUGGUUAAAUUGCUAGUCCAACAUGAGACGAACCACUUCAACCAAACAGGACACGAUGAGGUUGGUGAUUCUGGACGAUUAUAACCUGGCCAGUGAGUGGGCAGCCAAAUAUAUUCGGAACCGAAUAAUCCAGUUUAAACCCUCCGCCAACAAUUUCUUUACCCUGGGUCUUCCUACAGGGAGCACUCCAUAUGGCUGUUACCAGAAGUUAAUUGAAUAUUACAGAUGUGGAGAGCUAUCUUUCAAAUUUGUGAAAACAUUCAACAUGGAUGAAUAUGUUGGUCUACCCCGUGCCCAUCCUGAGAGCUACCACUCCUACAUGUGGAACAACUUUUUCAAGUACAUUGACAUUGAUCCCGCCAAUGCUCAUAUCCUGGAUGGAAACGCAGAGGACUUGGAAGCAGAGUGCAAGUCCUAUGAACGAAAGAUUGCUGAGGCUGGAGGAAUCCACUUGUUUGUUGGAGGUAUUGGUCCUGAUGGCCACAUAGCAUUUAAUGAGCCAGGUUCCAGCCUUGUCUCUCGAACCAGAGUGAAGACACUGGCCAAGGACACCAUUGUGGCAAAUGCUCGGUUCUUUGGCAAUGACCUCUCCAAAGUUCCCACCAUGGCUUUGACUGUCGGAGUCGGCACUGUCAUGGAUGCCAAGGAGGUAAUGAUUGUGAUUACUGGCGCACACAAAGCCUUUGCACUGUAUAAAGCAAUAGAAGAAGGAGUGAACCACAUGUGGACAGUCUCGGCAUUUCAGCAGCAUCCGCACACCAUCUUUGUAUGUGAUGAGGAUGCCACACUGGAGCUACGAGUCAAAACAGUGAAAUACUUUAAAGGUUUGAUGCAUGUCCACAAUAAACUUGUGGAUCCUGUGCUCAGCGUUAAGGACAAGUAACACCGAAGACUACCAAAGAUGGUAGUCUCUUCAUAAAUUUAACAUUAGAAGGGAGGAAAGAACAGCAUUGUCUUAAAAAAUGGCUGUGUAUUGUCAAUGAAUGUGUGAGUGUGUUGACUGCAACUGUUGCUGCUCCUAGAAUAGUGAAAAAAAAA
Messenger RNA from Hippocampus comes (tiger tail seahorse), 1214 nucleotides. RefSeq names its product glucosamine-6-phosphate isomerase 2. Gene Ontology annotation, cellular component: cytoplasm. NCBI's taxonomy places the organism in Eukaryota, Metazoa, Chordata, Actinopteri, Syngnathiformes, Syngnathidae. The transcript is spliced from 7 exons. The record is from RefSeq and is a predicted model, not a curated record. Bases 199 to 1059 code for a protein of 286 amino acids. Gene Ontology annotation, biological process: carbohydrate metabolic process; D-glucosamine catabolic process; N-acetylneuraminate catabolic process. Gene Ontology annotation, molecular function: glucosamine-6-phosphate deaminase activity; identical protein binding.